UCAGUCCGAUGCCUAUCCCUGAAUUUCUAUCCUGAAGUUCUUUUUAAAAAAGAAACCUCUUAUUAAUUACAGUGUUCAUUUCAAUUAGAAAAACAUAGUUGACUUAAUAAAUUUAAUUGAGGAAGCACAGAGCAUUAUAGCCCCGUAUUAGUGAAACUCUGAACACUUCAAAUGUUUCAGAUGCCAUUAAGACAGACUAGCAAUUCACAAACCCUUUUAACCUAAUAAAUACAAAGCAUAGAGCGCCAAGAUACAUCAAAACACUCUAAAUGUUUUAGGCUCCAUUAAUGAGGAAUCUUUUAACCUCCUAAGUUGAUUCACAAACCAUAAAACAAUAAGGUCCUUCGCAAAUCCAUUUUAAAAGAAAUUAUUUUCACCAGUAUGAAAUGUGUAUUUUUGCAUUGAAUCAAAGGAUCUACAUGCACCUAACUACCUGAGUUUGCCAGCACCUUUUCUUUUCUUUUUCAUUUUUUUGUCCUAUAGGCACUUUGUUCAGCUGAGCAAACGGGAGCUGAGCUUACAUUGCAUCGACCAACGCCAGAUGGAGACGGUGGCUCCUGUAGCAAAAACAAUUAACUUGUCAAGUGGAGAUGCAGUUGUCAGCGAGGAGGAUGGUUCUGGCACCUUCAUGCUUCGAACAAAGGAAGCCAAGUACUUAUUCCGAAUACCCUUUACUGUCCAGAACAACAAACUAGAGGACAUUACCAAGCUCCGAAAUGAGUGGAUGCUGCUCAUAGACAGAUACUGCUCAUUGCCAAAGGCAGAAUCCCUGACUCAGGGGAACGUCUCAGAUGCAGUGUGUGAGGAAGCUCACUGUUUAAAUGAAGGGAAGAUGGAACAGCCCAUCUGUUUCAGUCUGGAAUCUCCUACAGCUCCAGAGGCUGUGACCUUAGCCCACACGCUCCAGGAGAACCGUCCUUUGGUUUCAGCAUUGGGUCAGCUUCCUGGAAGAACGGCAGGUGGGAAAGCCCCGCCUCCUUUUCCCAAGUUGUCCAGCCAGCCUCCAACAUCAACAAGAACAAAGGCGUUCCACUGGGAAGUAGUUCCUCAGGAAAAGAUAGAGAAAUCAAUCUGGACAUCCUGCCACCUGGGCCAGAAAACCAUAGAUGUGGCUCGGCUUCACAACCAGUUUCGUAUUCAAGAAGUGGUGGGAACUCAUGGCAAUGAGCCUCUCCUGACACAACAAAUCAUGUUAAACCCCAAAAUUGCGCAUAACUUCAACAUUUUUCUUAAAAGUUUCCGCAUAAAGCCAAGCCAGCUGAAAGAAAAAUUAUACAUUAUACAUGAAGACAGUGGUGGACUUAGCAUUGAGCAGAUUACAGCACUAAGAAGAUACCAGCCCACCGCGAAAGAUAUAGAAAUGUACACGUCGUUCAAAGGGUCUCCUUCAGAACUGCAUCUUGUGGAUCAAUUUAUGCUAGAAAUGUGUAAAAUACCUAAUUUAUGCAAGAAACUUGACCUCUUGCAUUCCAUUCGUGAACUGCCAGAAUCCAUGGCUGAACUGGGGCCACUCAUAAACCAGAAGAUCAGGGCAUGCAAACAGCUGCAGGACAACCUGAGAUUUGUUGCUGUGCUGGAAUAUAUCUUAGCCAUUGGGAACUACUUAAAUGAAAAUGCUGGGAGAGAGAAGGCCAAAGGCUUUCAGCUGUCUUCUCUGGCUAAAUUAUCAUUGCUACGAGGGAAGGAGAGGAAUUUCACCUUGCUCCAUGCCCUUGUGGAACAGAUCUUCUUACAUGAGCCUGAUUUGGCUACAUUUCCUCAGGAGUUGACAGAAUUUAAAGCUGUUUCUGCUGCUUCCAUCAAAGGUCUCAGUGCUGAAGUUGAAGUUUUACGGAAAGAAUUAGACAGCAUUGCUGAGUGCAGAAGACUAAUCAAACCCAAGGUUAUCAAGGCAGGAGCUGUGGAGUCACAGUUCUACAAAGAGCUGAAGGAUUUGAUUCAGGCAUAUGAAGGCGACCUUUCUCAGUUAUUUAGAAGCUGUCAAGAAAUGAAAAAGGCCUAUCACAACAUACUGAUGAAAUUUGGGGAAGCAGAAGAUCGAGACUCAGAAGAGCUUUUUGCCUGGAUUUCAACUUUUAUCAGUGAUUUCAGAAGAGUCUCAGCCGAGAUGAUACCAUGAGUGCAGUCACUGAUUCGGCAAAACUGAACAGUGUUGCCUUGAGGGUGUCGGCAGAAAUCGGAUGAUUUGUGGGGUUAUUGUUUUAGUCAUUUGCACAUCAAUGAAUUUCUGCUUGAAUGUAACUUUCUUAAUGACCUUGCAGACCCUG
Molecule: messenger RNA, 2267 nt
Organism: Podarcis raffonei (Aeolian wall lizard)
Lineage: Eukaryota; Metazoa; Chordata; Lepidosauria; Squamata; Lacertidae
Product: disheveled-associated activator of morphogenesis 2-like
Exons: 12
Coding region: 542-2119 (525 amino acids)
Source: RefSeq, a predicted model, not a curated record